Molecule: messenger RNA, 1200 nt
Organism: Engraulis encrasicolus (European anchovy)
Lineage: Eukaryota; Metazoa; Chordata; Actinopteri; Clupeiformes; Engraulidae
Gene: chtf8
Product: CTF8, chromosome transmission fidelity factor 8 homolog (S. cerevisiae)
Exons: 4
Coding region: 149-565 (138 amino acids)
Biological process (GO): mitotic sister chromatid cohesion
Cellular component (GO): Ctf18 RFC-like complex
Source: RefSeq, a predicted model, not a curated record
GGAGCUGGCGGGAAAGUUGGUACAUUCCGUCGUGUGAGGUUGAUAUGUCAACAAUGUUAUUUGCGCGUUUGGAGUUGUGAUUUUUGAAGGAUUACAAUCUACAUUACCAGUGGGCCCUUUCUACAUACAUUGAUCACAACAACCCAACAUGGUGCAAAUCGUCGUCUCAAGUGCUCCAGGUGAUGGUCCUGCGGAGUGGCUGCUCUUAGAGCUGCAAGGGGAGAUGGUCUCUCGUCACAACACCGGGCUGGCAGGCAGCAUCAUGGGAGACCUGCACUAUACCAAGGAGGGCGUCCCCAUUUUGAUAGUGGGUCACCACAUCCUGUACGGCAAACAGGUGAAGCUGGACAAGCCCCUCGCCGUGCUCCUGAAGCACUCCGGCCUGGCCUCCUCCCAGGACGCCAUGGAGACCGAACAGGACACGACGCCCACGUCCACCCCGACACCAACGCCGACCCCAGCGGCCACCGCCACCUCAUACUCAGUCACCGCCCUCAUCAAGAAGAAGCUGAUCUUUAAGACCCGGCCCAAGCCCAUCAUCACCAAUGUGCCCAAGAAGGUGUAGCAUAGGGGAUCGUAGAUACAGUCGGCAUGUCUGACCCGUCUAGCCAAGCUGUCUAUUUUCCCCUCUGUAUACUCCGCCCGCUGGGUGGACCAGACGUACCAACUGGCAGUGAUUGGCACCGUAUGACCAAAGGGGAAAAUGGGGAGCGGGACAGACGUGCCGACUGCAUCGAUUGAGAUGGAGAGAGACUGAAGCAAAAAGCUUGACAAACAGGGAUCGGUGGAUUGAAUGAUGGAUCAAAUGACUGUGAAUAGCCAUUGGGUCAAUCGCUUCCACUGCCCAACAAGGGAACGAGAGAUUGGUUGAGGAUGAAAUGGAGAUCAAGGCUUGCCAAAUAAGUCUUGGAAAACGCAUUGACUGUGUCUUUGACAUUUACGCUGGCGGAAUAUUGCUGGAUUCUUCUUCAUUGACACCUUUUGAGGCACUUGACUGUGAUAUUCAGUGGCCUGAACAAGAACAUGGAAAUGAAAGACAUGACCAUGAGUUAUUUUGGUAAUGUUUUUUUUGUUUUGUUUUUUAAGCAAGAAAAAUGUCUCAAGGCAUUUGAAUUCAGAUAAUAUUUAUUGUUCUUAAAAACAAUACUUUACAGAUAUCAUAAUGUCUGCAAAAAUAAACACAGUUUGACUUAAAAUUGA